Episyrphus balteatus (marmalade hoverfly) is the source of this 1409-nucleotide messenger RNA. RefSeq names its product tubulin alpha-3 chain-like. Lineage: Eukaryota; Metazoa; Arthropoda; Insecta; Diptera; Syrphidae. The transcript is spliced from 5 exons. The record is from RefSeq and is a predicted model, not a curated record. Gene Ontology annotation, molecular function: structural constituent of cytoskeleton; GTP binding. Gene Ontology annotation, cellular component: cytoplasm; microtubule. Gene Ontology annotation, biological process: microtubule cytoskeleton organization; mitotic cell cycle. Bases 75 to 1394 code for a protein of 439 amino acids.
CUGUACCUUGACAAAUCAGUCAAUUAAAUAUUAUUUUAUUUUUCGUAAAUUUCAUUUUAAAAAUUCUCCGUUAAAUGGCAAAAACUUUGAAUGGGGAAAUAAUACAGAUCCACGUGGGCCAGGCUGGUGUUCAGAUAGCCAAUGCAUGUUGGGAGCUGUAUUGCAUAGAACAUGGAAUCAAUUCAAACGGAUGCUUGUGUCAGAUUCCCAAGGACGAUUCCUACAAAACAUUUUUUGCUCUUUCGCAGUCAAUGAAAGUGGUGCCUCGUUUGGUGCUAGUUGACUCUGAACCAACAGUUAUAGAUGAAAUUCGAACGGGUUGGUAUCGUAAUUUGUUCCAUCCGGAUUCCUUAAUCAAUGGAAAAGACGAUUGUGGAAGCAAUUUUGCACGUGGCUAUCAUACAAUUGGUAUGGAGCUGAUCGAUUUUACAAUGGAUAGGAUAAGAAAGCUGGCUGAAGUUUGUGAUAAUUUGAGAGGUUUUCUUAUGUUUCGCGCAAUAGGCGGAGGAACUGGAUCCGGUUUUGGAAAUUUACUAUUCGAACAGUUUCAAAUGGACUUUGUUUAUUUUAGCUAUCAGCUUUUUUGUAUUUCAUUAACUAAAAGAAUGGCUCCACUUAUCAUUGAAUCUUACAAUGCUCUUUUAUCAACUCAUUUGGGCAUGGAUAUAAGCGACUGCAGCUUCAUUAUGGACAAUGAAGCUCUGUAUGAUAUUUGCACACGGAAAUUGGAUGUAAAAAGUCCAACCUACACAAAUAUAAACCGAAUAAUUGCCCAGGUUGUUUCUUCCUUUACUGCUCCACAAAGGUUUUAUGGAAGUUCUAAUAUUUCUUUUGGAGAGUUUCAAACGAACCUAGUUCCGUAUCCCCGGAUUCACUUUCCUUUGGUCAGUUAUGCCCCACUGAGUUGUUUGGCAAAGUCUUGCUACGAUGAAAAUUCCAUCAAUCAACUGACGCUGCAAUGCUUCGAUCCAUCAAACCAUUUAGUUCGAUGUAGUCCAGCUCAAGGGAAAUACAUGGCAUGCGUUCUACUUUACAGAGGAGACAUUUCAACAGGAGACAUUAAUGCUAGUAUGAGGACACUUGAUUCCAUUACUUCGGGACGAUUUGUUGAAUGGUCUCCAACGGGAUUUAAGACUGCAACUAAUAGUAUGCCACCAAGUUUUGUGCAGGGAGGUGAUCUUGCUGCUACAAACCGAGCUGUAACAGCCUUAACGAACAAUACUGCUAUUGAAAAAGCCUGGUGUCGUUUGAUAAUUAAGUUCAACAAGCUCUUUAAAAGAAGGGCAUUUAUUCAUCAUUUUCUAACUGAAGGAAUGGAAGAGUCUAGCCUCACAGAGGCCUCAGAGAAUAUUUGUUCUUUAAUAAGAGACUAUCAGGAGGUUAAUAAAUUAUGAUAAAACACUUUUUUU